This is a messenger RNA of Myxozyma melibiosi, 1416 nucleotides long. RefSeq lists its product as uncharacterized. Gene Ontology annotation, biological process: L-ascorbic acid biosynthetic process. Gene Ontology annotation, molecular function: calcium ion binding; gluconolactonase activity. Lineage: Eukaryota; Fungi; Ascomycota; Lipomycetes; Lipomycetales; Lipomycetaceae. The record is from RefSeq and is a predicted model, not a curated record. The transcript has a single exon. The coding region runs from base 327 to 1346 and encodes 339 amino acids.
AUAUACAAUAGCAUCGACUGUCCUUUUCAAUGACUUCUUACGGUAAUAAGCAGCACUGAGAACAUAGCCGGUGUAGUGUUUUAACAAUAAACAAAAGACCGGCUGUAAGCAAACCUGAGUCGCAGUCAAAAAAUUAGGCUUCGGUCGGCGCCGGGGAAGUGCGUGCCGAAAUUCCACUGCGCUUCGUUCAAAAGUAUGAAAGCAGUUCACGGCCCACCUCCGAGGUUCUUUAUCUUUUCCUCAUUGUUUUGUCGAUAAGAGAAUAAACAGACAAAUUCAACAGCUCACAGCACAAUCUAGAGAAAGAGCAAUUGCGGAUAAUAAAGAUGUCGACCGCUCCCGAGUACCAUAUCGAUCAACCCUUCCUGACGCCGCACAAUCUCCUGGGCGAAGGCCCGACCUACGUGCCCUCGACCGACGAGUUCUUCUUCCUCGACAUCCACCGCUGCCAGAUCGCGUACCUCAAGGUUCCUACCGACUCGGCGACCUACACCGUCGCUCCCUCGAACGAAGCCGGCGGCGCGCCCGCGAUCGAGGUGUUUUCGACCUCGGCCGCGGUCGCUACCCGCACGACGUACCCCGACUCCCCGAUCGGUGUGCUCGCGCUGCUGCCGGACUCUCCCGACCGGUUCCUGGUAGGAGCAAAGUACGGGUUCGCGGUUGCGUCGCCCAAGAAGAACGCGGAGCUGGAGUACAAGGCCGAUGUGUACGCGAGCGAUCCCGAGAAGCGGGCAAUCAUGCGGUUCAACGACGGCAACGUGGAUCCUGCGGGCCGGUUUGUGGCCGGGUCGAUGAAGCAGGAGAAUCCGACGAGCGUGGGCUCGUUGUUCAAGCUUGAGACCGACGGCACGGCGUCAGUUAUCUUUGACGAGUGCGCGAUCCCGAACGGGCUGCAGUGGUCUGCGGACGGCAAGACGAUGUUCCACAUCGAGUCGACCAAGUUCACCGUGUUUGCGUACGACUACGACGUCAGCACGGGCACGGUGUCGAACAAGCGCCCGUUCGUGGUGUUUGACAACGGCGAGGAGUGCGACGGCAUGACGAUCUCCGAGCAAGGCGAUCUCUUCAUCGCGGUCUGGAACGGCAGACGCGUCGAGCAGCGGUGCUCAAAGACCGGCGCGCUCAAGGCGAAGUACUUCCUUCCCGCGGCGAGAGUUACUUGCCCUACGUUUGGCGGAAAGAACUUGGACGAGUUGUACGUGACUACGGCGUCGCUGCAUGCGGACGAUCUGGAGUAUGUCUGGACGGAGGAGGACGCGAAGAAGGAUCAGGGUGGUGAGAUUUUCAAGUUUAAGAUUCCGGGCCAGAACGGUGUGCCGAGGGGGGUGUACAAGGGUUCCAUCUGAGCUUUGCUUCGAUGAUCUGUUUGAUUUAUGUUGAAUUGAUUAUACAAGGUAGACAACAUAACAAAAUACA